AUGGCAGAGUCUGAUACAACCGAUGAUGCGAGUAUAUUAUCCAAAACAGUAAAAACUGAACUUUAUGAUAAUGAUGUUUCUACUUUGGACAACAAUUUAAAGGGAAAAGCUAUAGAUUUUCAAUUUUUCGUUCAGCCAAAAGUUGAACAAUCUGAAAUAAAAGAUGAAGUUGAGGAAUUAGAAUUUGUGGGAGAAGCUGUAGACUUUUCUGAGAAUGAACUGUCUAAUUCAGAAGAAAGUCAAGAAGAUAAUAGUUACAUCUCAAAAAAAUCUUAUUUGUGUGAAGAAUGUAAUGUGGAAUCUUGUUACAAAAAACAUGUCUUGCAUGCAGAUUUUAUUCGUAUUACAACUAAACCAUUAAAUCAAUCAAAUCCAUAUGAAUGUGCUACAUGUAGAAUAAAGUUGUUUAGUCCUACAAUAGCCUUAUUUCAUUUAUCUCUGCAUGACAAAGAUAGUUUCAGGUGCUAUAAAUGCAAUGGAAUUCUACUGGGAUUUUCUAAUUUUAUGAAGCAUAUAGAGAAAGUUCAUUCUAAAGAUAAGGAUAUUUAUCGCUGUGUCGAGUGUAAUUUUGUGGCCUACUGGCAUACCCAGUAUCUUGACCAUAAGAAUAAGUUUCAUGAACCAAAAUCGUUUCAUAAAUGCAUACUUUGUGACGAAUUUUGGCCAACCAAAAAUCAUAAUUUACAUGAGAAGAUGAUACAUAUUAGACACAAAUAUGCAAGGAAUCCAUAUAUGUGUAAGAAAUGUAAUAUUGAAUUAGUUGAUCGCGAAGAAAUAUAUGAUCACUUAAAUAUACAUGGUGAUAUAGGAAUAUUUUGCAAUUUUUGUGCCUUUUCUUCCGAAAAUCUUAGAGACCUUGAACAUCACAAAAAAAAUAAUCAUGCUGAAGAAAUUAAAAAAUAUAGUAUUUUACAGAAAAGGUAUAAAGAAACUAUGGAGAACAAUAAUGAUGUAUUCUGUGAAUUAUGUAAUAGAUACUGGCCAAACCGUCAUCAUAGUCAACAUACAAGAACGUUACUAGUUGAAAAGAAAGUAACAAAAGAUAAUCCAUAUGAAUGUAAGACGUGUCAUAAAAAAACCUAUAACCCGCGAGAACUUUACAAACAUGUGAAUCGAUAUUGUAUGUAUAAGUUUAAAUGUCGAUUUUGUUCAAAAAUUUUUAAAGCAAAGGCCUUUCUAAAUACCCACAUUAUAAGAGAACAUCCAGAUAAAGAAGUAGUAGUGGCUGACCGUAUUUUAAAAUGUAAGCUUUGUGAAUUCAAAUCAACAUGCAUGAGAAAUUUCAAACUUCACUUAAUAAUCCACAAGAGUAAAGAGGAUAAACAAUAUUAUAACUGUGAUCAAUGUAAUUUUACAACUCCCCAUUCCCGUCACUUAAAAAAUCACAGACUAUAUAAGCAUCCAAUGGAGUCUGAUAAAGUUUAUACUUGCGAUAAAUGUACUUACAGUACAUCUGUAGUACAUCGUUUAAAAAUGCAUUUAUUGAGGAUGCAUGUAAAUAAAGGAGACAUUUGUUUUAAAUGUGAUAUUUGUAAUUCUUUAUUUGGACGCAAAAUAAAUCUGGAAAGGCAUAAAGCCAGGCAUUAUCCACCAAAGUCGGAAAAGAAACAAUAUGUAUGUGAAAUUUGUGCUAAAGUUUACUACUUUAAACCUAGUCUAACUAGGCAUCUGCAUCUCGUCCAUCAGCAAGCUGAAGACUUGAAGAAGUACAUAUGCUAUACAUGUAAAUAUGAAAGUGUGAACAAAAACGUAUUCAUUCUACAUACCAGAAAGCAUAUAAAACAGGAGUUAUUAUAUUGUGCCAAUUGCGACUAUAAAACUAUUAGAAAACCUAAUCUCAUCCAACAUAUGGUGAAACAUGUGGAUUCAUCAAAAAUACAGUGGCACAAGUGCAAAGUGUGUUCUUUUAAAACAAAACGACCCCAUACUCUAAGAAAUCACGUUAAAUAUACUCACGGGACAUUUUAA
Diabrotica balteata is the source of this 1968-nucleotide messenger RNA. NCBI's taxonomy places the organism in Eukaryota, Metazoa, Arthropoda, Insecta, Coleoptera, Chrysomelidae. The record is from the annotation of a GenBank genome assembly.